This is a messenger RNA of Culex pipiens pallens (northern house mosquito), 597 nucleotides long. RefSeq lists its product as uncharacterized. Lineage: Eukaryota; Metazoa; Arthropoda; Insecta; Diptera; Culicidae. The record is from RefSeq and is a predicted model, not a curated record. The transcript is spliced from 2 exons. The coding region runs from base 1 to 597 and encodes 198 amino acids.
AUGCUGCUCACCGCGGUCGUUAACCUGCUCGACGACCAGGGCCAACCCGUGCCCUGUCGCGUCCUCCUCGACAACGUCAACAACUUCUCCGUCAACGUCGAGUGCCUGAUCGUGCCGAAAGUGACCGGUAUGGUUCCAGCUGUGCCAGUUGACAUCAACGAUUGGCCGAUUCCUGUCGGCGUCCAGCUGGUCGACCCAGCAUUCCACAAGCCCAAUCGCAUCGACAUGCUGAUGGGGGUCGCCAUGUUCUUCCGGUUGCUAAAAUCGGGACAGAUGGAGUUAGCUGGCAAUCUACCGGAGCUGUGCGAGACUCACCUAGGCUGGGUCAUCGCCGGAGAAGUUGGGGACACCGUCCCAAGCCCGCAGUACACGCACACUGCCACACUCGACGACAUCAACGAAGCGAUCCAGAGAUUCUGGCAGGUCGAGGACAUCGACACAGCGGUUUCCACCGAGCAAGAAGAAUGCAAGGCGUUCUUCGCGUCCACCAACAAGCGGGAUCCAACUGGCACAUAUGUGGUACGUUUGCCAUUUCGUCCGGUCGUCGCAACUCUCGACUACAAACGCAACCUCGCUUUCGGCGCUUCCUGUCGCUGA